AUGAUCAAGAUCUGGAGUAUGAAGAAGGAGGAAGAGUCGGCAAAGAAGAAGAAGCCAAAGACCUCGCCAGCACAGCUUCGUGUCCAGAAAGACCUCACCGAACUCGAAUUGCCAAAGACGAUGAAAACCGACUUCCCCGACCCAGCAGACGUGCUCAACUUUACUCUCACAAUCGAGCCAGACGAAGGCAUGUACAAGACCGGAUCUUUCAAAUUCACUUUCGCCAUCAACAACAAUUAUCCACACGAUCCCCCCAAGGUCAAAUGCGUUCAGAAGAUCUACCAUCCCAACGUCGACCUCGAAGGCAAUGUCUGUCUCAACAUUCUCCGCGAAGACUGGAAGCCCGUCCUCAACCUCAACUCGGUGAUGGUCGGUCUGCAGUACUUGUUCCUCGAGCCCAACGCUGACGACCCAUUGAACAAAGAGGCGGCAGAAGAUCUUCGCAAGGAUCGAUCUACGUUUGCAAGCAAUGUCCGCAGGAGUCUCGCCGGCGGCUCCGUCAAGGGAACGUCGUAUGACAGGGUCCUUGUCAAGUGA
Messenger RNA from Sporisorium graminicola, 537 nucleotides. RefSeq lists its product as uncharacterized. Lineage: Eukaryota; Fungi; Basidiomycota; Ustilaginomycetes; Ustilaginales; Ustilaginaceae. The record is from RefSeq and is a predicted model, not a curated record. The transcript has 7 exons. The coding region runs from base 1 to 537 and encodes 178 amino acids.